Molecule: messenger RNA, 2785 nt
Organism: Cuscuta epithymum
Lineage: Eukaryota; Viridiplantae; Streptophyta; Magnoliopsida; Solanales; Convolvulaceae
Source: the annotation of a GenBank genome assembly
UUUUACUGGGAAAUUUAUAUGUAGUAUUAUUAAGGUUUUUUUAAGGUAAUACCCAAACUAUAUUAAUUCAAACAAUCGUUCGCAACUACAACCAGCCAAAAACUUAAAACAUCACCAUCUAUAUCUUCCAAAAAUUUCAUCUAGACACACUAAAAUCCCUACAAUCAAACACUAGAAUCCCUAAAAUCCUUACAACCAAAGAAGCAACGCAAAUCACUGACUAUCAAACGGGCAAUAUAGAGUUCUUACUAACCCUUAAGGUCACCGUAUACAUCCCAAAAAUAAAAAAAAAACAAGGUAAAAAGUGUAACAAAAGAAAAAUAAAUCUUUUAAACUAAAAAUAAAAAAUAGAGCAAGAAAUUGCAGUUAUCCAAACCCUAGCCGCUCGUUUCCUCCACACUGGUUGUUCAGGAGGGGGGCGGAUCAUCGGUACAUUACUUUUUUCCUCCAGUAGCGAAUGAUCGUAAGCCUUUUGAAAAUUAUCAAACUUGAAUUGGCCAAUUUCUUGUUCAUCUCAUUCUCAGAUUGAACUCUAUUGACGAUUUUGGACUUCUGUAUAUCUUCUCCGCACACUGGUACCCAAAACUCAUAAAGGAAUCUGCAUAGCCAAAAAACUGCUCCUUAACUGCCGAUGUACGACUACAUAAACCCUAGGCAACCUAGCGCAUCUCUUCCUCUUUUUAAUUAGUUGCAAGUACAAUAAGUUUAUAUUAAGAAAUAAUGACAUAAAUAUAACCAAAAUUAAGAUGAUUUACAAAAAUAUAACUAGUUACUAGAGUAUUAAUGAAAUCAUAGUAAUUCAUGUUCAAGUUUUGAACUUAAGUUACCACAACACUACGUUGUAGUAAUGAAUAGUCAUAUUUAUGUAAAUAAGUUUUAUUUUAGUAAUAUUCUUAUAAAAUACUCUUAUAUUAAUGGUAAUUAAGAUCGUUCGUUUAAAAGUCUUUUUUUUGUCCAAAUUAUAAAAUGAUUACUUUUGUCUAUUAAAUAUCUAUUAGUAUUAUAUCUACCAUUGUUUCAAAAUAUAAGUUGCUAUAAUGGAUUCUCUAUUGCGUGGAUCACAUGGAUGUAUUGCACAUAGAGGUUAUUCAAAGAUUUAAAAUUGUCUGUUUUGUGUCAAGUGAGUCAGGUUGAUUUGUAUGAGAUAUCUAAUUCUAUAUAUAUUCCUAAAGUUUAGGAUUGUAUGAGGUUGUCUUGUAUGCUUUUUUGAUAUUAAUAUAAAGUCGCUCUUUUAUUUUCAAAUAUUAUCAAGUAUGUAUGUAAUAAAUUUAGUGAGAGGAACAAGAAAAGUAAAUUGGGAUAAAAUGGGGGAUAGGGAGUAAUUGAUUACUCUCUUUGUCCUUUAAAAUUUUAUUAUCUUUUCUUUUUUUGAAAAACUUUAUCAUUUCUCUUUUAAUUAAUUAAUUUGCAGUUUUAAUUAUUUCUCUCUUCUAUACACAAACCUUAACGACGUAAUUUUUAUUUGUUGUUUUGGCCUUUUGGGUGUUGUUACUUAGGAUGUUUUCUUUUGCACUGAAAUUUGUUGGUCUGAUUUGGUCUGGUCUGAACUGAUCUGGUCUGGUAAACAUCUGAUCUUUGUGGAAGUCUGAUCUAGUCUGAUCAGACCUGUGACUAAAAUAGUCCAAAAGAAAACAUCAUUAAACUUUAGUCAAGUUUCAAGGGAAGAGAGAGUCAAACCAAAAUACCAAAUGCAGCCCAAUAGAAAUGAAACAAAAACUAGACGCAAUCCCAAAUGCCCACCACCCUAAAGAGUCAGUCAACCAAAACGUUUUGCAAUAACGCAAUAACGACCACGCCGCGUCAGUGUCUCAUCGAGGAAUCUGCUCCAUUCAUUACUUUUUACAGUAUCUUUUAGUUCUUCUCUGAAAUUCAAUUCUUUGCAGCUAAGUGUUGCUAUUUAAAAGUUAAAACCCCAUUAAUUUCGGAUGUCUGCAUCUACAGGCUACAACCAUGACAAUUCAAACUUCUGAGAAAAUCUCCUCUGCUUCAUUCCCUGGCCGGAGAGGGAGCGGGAUUCUGCAUUUUGUCAAGUACCAAGGCCUGGGAAACGAUUUCAUUUUGGUAGAUAAUAGAGACUCGACAGAACCGAAGGUCACGCCAGAGCAAAUAUUGAAGCUCUGUGACAGAAAUUUCGGUGUGGGUGCAGAUGGAGUUAUUCUGGCUAUGCCAGCAGUGAAUGGUGCUGAUUAUACCAUGAGGAUAUUCAACUCUGACGGUACUGAAGAUCAGAUGUGUGGCAAUGGUGUGCGGUGCUUUGCCAUAUAUGUAGCUGAGCUUGAGAAUCUGAAGGGGAGGCAAAGGUUUACAGUUCAUACAGGAGCGGGUCUAAUUGUUCCUGAAAUCCACGACGACGGGAAGGUUAUUACAGUUGAUAUGGGCGAACCAAUUCUUAAAGCAUCAGAUGUACCAACCAAACUUCCAGCAAAUAAAUGUGAAUCUGUUAUAAAGUCAGAGCUUAAUGUCAAUGGAUUGAUUUGGAUUGUAACAUGUGUUAGCAUGGGGAAUCCUCAUUGUGUAACAUUCAGUACUAAAGAAGCCGAGAAGUUGCAAGUUGAUGAACUAAAUUUAGCUGAAAUUGGUCCAAAAUUUGAGUAUCAUGAUAUGUUCCCAGCCAGGGUCAUUGCAGAGUUUGUGGAAGUUCUCUCUCCUUCACAUUUGAAAAUGCGUGUUUGGGAACGCGGUGCUGGAGCAACUCUGGCAUGUGGGACUGGAGCUUGUGCAACAGUGGUUGCAGCUGUGCUUGAGGGUCGUGCCACGAGGAAAUGUGUGGUUGAUUUACCUGGGG